CCGUGUGUGUACGACGUUCCGAACAUGCCCGUGCUUCGCGCCGUGGUCAGAGAGACGAGUCGUUGGCGGCCUCCAAUUGCAUUCGGUGUGCCACAUAUCACGAAUCAAGACAAUGUCUACAACGGUUACCAUAUCGCAAAAGGUAAGUGGCGCGCCAACGCAUCAAUGUAA
This is a messenger RNA of Baudoinia panamericana UAMH 10762, 171 nucleotides long. RefSeq lists its product as uncharacterized. Gene Ontology annotation, molecular function: heme binding; iron ion binding; monooxygenase activity. The annotation marks the transcript as partial. The transcript has a single exon. NCBI's taxonomy places the organism in Eukaryota, Fungi, Ascomycota, Dothideomycetes, Mycosphaerellales, Teratosphaeriaceae. The record is from RefSeq and is a predicted model, not a curated record.